This is a messenger RNA of Trypanosoma conorhini, 1143 nucleotides long. Its product is annotated as patatin-like phospholipase. The transcript has a single exon. NCBI's taxonomy places the organism in Eukaryota, Euglenozoa, Kinetoplastea, Trypanosomatida, Trypanosomatidae. Gene Ontology annotation, biological process: lipid homeostasis; triglyceride catabolic process. Gene Ontology annotation, cellular component: lipid droplet; membrane; cytoplasm. Bases 1 to 1143 code for a protein of 380 amino acids. The record is from RefSeq and is a predicted model, not a curated record. Gene Ontology annotation, molecular function: triacylglycerol lipase activity.
AUGUCUCGGUCUGCAGCGAAUGAUAAAUCGGAUGUGUUUGACUUGACGUUUGGGUUUGCCGCGGGGGGGUGGUUUCAAAUGUAUCACUUUGGUGCCUGUCAAGCAAUUGUUGACUGUGGAAUCAUUGAGAAAUUGACAUCGGAAGGUAAACGUAUUCGCUUUGCUGGUGCUAGCGCCGGCUCACUUGCUGCUGUCUGCCUCGCCUCGAAGAGUUAUCGCUUCAAGGAAAUUCGUGAGUUUGUAAUGAUGUGUGCGGAACAUUAUCGUUCCUCAUGGCUGAACUUGUUUUGUAUGAAGAAAUACCUUGCCGAAUCAUUGGAGGCCUUUGGUGCCCACUUGAAAGACUUGGAGAUGAAGCCACAGCUGUACGAAGUGCUUAAUGAUGGAUCGCUAGAGAUAUUUGUUACGACACUUCCAUAUAUGAAGCAAAAAGUGAUGACGGAGUUCCAUUCACACGAGGAUAUUCUGGAAGCUUUGAAGGCCUCCUGCUGCAUGUCGCCGUUGGUGGGGGCGCCGUUUCGUCUGCGAGGAACCGGUGAGUGGGUGUGUGAUGGUGGAUUGGCGACCGUAACACCCCACAAGGGUGACGCCAAAACGAUCACGGUGAGCGCGUUCUAUUGUGGCACGGCAACGGUGCAUCCCACCAUUUUUGUGCCUUUGUGGUGGGGACUGCGUCCACCUGGGAAAGUUGCCCUCCGGAACCUCUUUGCCCUGGGCUACAACGACAUGAUAGAAGGCCUGGUAGCGAACGCCUACCUUUCACCCGAAGAGGCUGAGCCACUGCUGAAACCUGAAGUAAAGUUUUUAAUUGAGGGGGGCGUGGUUGUCUCUUGCGCUUUGCAUCUGCUCGACUUAUUGGUUUUUAUGUUUGUUCGUCCUGUUGUGGUUUGUUGCAUUUACGCGGAGCUUGCAUUCAUGAGCUGUGUUUACUUCUUGAGGGGGCUAUUUUUCUGGGACAACAGACCCCUUGCCAGAAUGUAUGAUAACGUGAGAAACAUGCUCUCGCUCCGUACUUUGGGCAGACUUGUCUUUGGCGAGAAAGUGCCGCACAAUGGUGAGCGACUGGAGAAAAGUUCUCGGGUUUACCGUCUGUUUAAUCCAAUUGUAUUGGGAGGAAAAAAAACACGGAGAGAGCUGUCAUGA